UUGAAGGUAGAUCCGACCGAAUGCAAAAUUCUGCUGACAGAUCCACCUCUCAAUCCAUCGAAAAAUCGUGAAAAGAUGGUAGAAACUAUGUUUGAGAAGUACAACUUUGCUGGGGUCUUCAUCCAAAUUCAAGCUGUUCUAACACUGUAUGCUCAAGGUUUGUUGACUGGGCUAGUCAUAGACUCUGGUGAUGGAGUUACGCAUGUUGUUCCUGUUGUUGAUGGAUACUCAUUCCCUCACCUCACAAAAAGAAUGAAUGUUGCAGGGCGCCAUAUAACAUCUUAUCUGGUUGAUCUGCUACUUCGAAGAGGGUAUGCAAUGAAUAAGAGUGCUGAUUUUGAGACCGUCAGGGAUAUUAAAGAAAAGCUGUGCUACAUUAGUUACGAUUACAAGAGAGAAUAUCAGUUGGGGCUUGAGACUACUAUUCUUGUUAAGAAUUAUACUCUUCCAGAUGGGAGGGUACUUAAAGUUGGCACAGAAAGGUUCCAGGCACCUGAGGCUCUUUUUACUCCAGAUCUUAUUGAUGUUGAAGGUGAUGGCAUGGCUGACAUGGUAUUUCGUUGCAUCCAGGAGAUGGAUAUUGAUAACAGGAUGAUGCUCUACCAACAUAUUGUUUUGAGUGGCGGAAGUACUAUGUAUCCUGGCUUACCUAGUCGCCUUGAGAAAGAAAUUUUGGACCGCUAUCUUGAUGUUGUUUUGAAGGGGAACAAAGAUGGUUUGAAGAAAUUGCGUUUACGAAUAGAAGAUCCACCAAGAAGAAAGCAUAUGGUGUAUCUUGGAGGUGCGGUUCUGGCAGGAAUUAUGAAGGAUGCCCCUGAGUUUUGGAUCAAUAGACAAGAUUAUUUAGAAGAGGGAGUUGCUUGCUUAAGCAAGUGUGGCCAGGCGUGAUUUUUACAUGUCCAUCACUUGUUUAAGCUUUUGCUAUCUUUACAAAGAAAAGCUUGGAAUUUACAGAUCAAGGCAUGCUGAAAAUUGGUUGACGUAUCAUGGUCGCAAUGACUGGCAUUCAAUGAAGAAGCUCUUAUACUGUAUUUACCUCCAAAAUUCUCUAAAGUUAACCGGAAAAAUGUCAUAUUUGAAUUUUUUUUUACUGCAUCUGCAGUUUAUCUGAGUUGAGCGGGGGAUUCUUUAAGGCUUAAAUUUGUACAGUCGAUAUUGAAAUAAAAGAUUGCUAAUUGGAACCACUUUUGAUUCCCUGCUGA
Messenger RNA from Nicotiana tabacum (common tobacco), 1202 nucleotides. The record is from RefSeq and is a predicted model, not a curated record. Lineage: Eukaryota; Viridiplantae; Streptophyta; Magnoliopsida; Solanales; Solanaceae.